AUGCUUCUGAAGCUCCUGCUGUUUCUUGGUGCCCUGGUUAGGGUCACCGAGCCUGCCCCACGUUGUGAACCCGGCCAGGAAACCUUAGGACAAUGCCAAACUGGAGAAAAAGCAAAAUGCGUGGACAUCACCUUAAGCUCUUGUAGUGAUGUUUCCUACACCAAAACAAUGUAUCCUAAUUUGCUGGAUCAGAAGUCCAGAGAAGUGGUUGAACUCAGCUCCGAAUAUAUUCUCAUGAGUGUGCUACACAACUUGCUUCAGGGAGAAUGUAAUCCUGAUCUGAGACUCCUGAGCUGCUCAAUACUGGCUCCACAGUGUGAAAAAGACAAAAUGAUAAAGCCCUGCAGGCACGUCUGUGAAAACCUGAGAAAAAAUUGCCUUCCUGCAUUUGACACAAUAGACAUGGCUUGGCCCUACUUCUUAGACUGUGAUCGCUUCUUUGCUGGUGAAGAAGAAGGUUGUUUUGAUCCACUGGCAAAGCUACGAGGGGAGCCAGAAUUAGCUGAGGAAGAUUUACUUGUGGAGGUGCCUACAACUUUAAUUCAGUUCACCCAUCAUUCGUAUUCCAAAAUGGUGAGCAUUUUGAAGAAGACUGCUUCUAGGUGCUCCCACAUUGCAAGAACUUACAGCAUUGGCCGUAGCUUUGAAGGGAGAGACCUUUUUGUGAUUGAGUUUUCAACUAAUCCUGGACAUCAUGACCCGAUGAAGCCAGAAUUUAAGUAUAUUGGAAACAUGCAUGGAAAUGAAGUUGUUGGGAAAGAAUUGUUAAUAUACCUUGCACAAUACUUGUGCUCUGAAUAUCUCCUUGGGAACCCCAGGAUCCAGACUUUGAUAAACAACACUAGAAUUCACCUUCUGCCUUCGCUGAACCCAGAUGGGUAUGAACUUGCUGCAGAAGAGGGAGCUGGUUACAAUGGUUGGAUUAAUGGACGUCAAACUGCUCAGAACCUUGAUCUUAACAGAAACUUCCCUGACUUGACAUCUGAAGUUUACAACAGAGCUGGGCUCCGAUGGGCACGCCUAGACCACAUCCCCAUUCCACAAUCCUAUUGGGAGGGUAAGGUAGCACCGGAGACAAAAGCAGUUAUGAAGUGGAUGAGGGCUAUACCAUUUGUAUUGUCUGCCAGUCUCCAUGGAGGUGAAUUAGUUGUUACCUAUCCUUAUGACUUCUCAAGGCAUCCACUGGAAGAGAAAAUGUACUCCCCUACUCCUGAUGAGAAGAUGUUCAGAUUGCUGGCUAAAGCAUAUGCAGGUGCACAUCCAAUCAUCUCAGACAAAUUGGAAGCCCGUUGUGGUGGAAACUUCGUUAAACGAGGAGGCAUUAUAAAUGGUGCUCAGUGGUACAGCUUUACUGGAGGUAUGGCAGAUUUUAAUUACCUUCACACAAACUGUUUUGAAAUCACCUUGGAGCUGGGAUGUGAAAAGUUUCCUUUGGAGGAGGAACUGUAUUCAGCCUGGCAUGAAAACAAAGAAUCCCUUCUGACUUUUAUGGAAAUGGUACACCGUGGGAUAAAGGGAAUUGUGUCUGAUAAAUUUGGUAACCCAAUAAAAAAUGCCCGAAUUUCAGUCAAAGGGAUCCGACAUGAUGUUAUCACAGCUGCCGAUGGAGACUAUUGGAGACUCCUACCUCCGGGAAGAUACAUAAUCAGUGCUCAUGCUAUAGGAUAUAGCAAGGUGAUGAAGAGGGUCACUCUGCCUGCCAAGAUGAAAAGAGCUGGGAGGGUAGAUUUUGUCCUUCGAUCUCUAGAUACAAAGCCUAAACAUUUUCUCCGAGGGCCCAUGGAAGACAUAUAUGAGCGAUACGACCCAUUGGAACAUUUCGAUCCUCAUGCCCAACAUGCACAGUCUGAACCAAGAGAAGAAAGAGGGCAGCCUACACGGCACAAUGAGAAGCCUUGGUGGUGGUCUUACUUCAGCUCUCUAGGCCAACAUAAACCACUGUGGUUGCUCAAACAGCGUUAA
Messenger RNA from Emys orbicularis (European pond turtle), 1962 nucleotides. RefSeq names its product carboxypeptidase Z (gene CPZ). Gene Ontology annotation, biological process: protein processing; peptide metabolic process. The record is from RefSeq and is a predicted model, not a curated record. The coding region runs from base 1 to 1962 and encodes 653 amino acids. The transcript is spliced from 11 exons. NCBI's taxonomy places the organism in Eukaryota, Metazoa, Chordata, Testudines, Emydidae. Gene Ontology annotation, molecular function: metallocarboxypeptidase activity; zinc ion binding; protein binding.